GUCUCAUUUGAGUAUAUCGAAUUGUUAUAUCUGAGUUCCCCAUAUCACGAUCACGCCUUUGCAGGGCCUCGGCUGAGUAAUACAGUUCUCACGUGACUCAAUAGUUGAUCCGCCAAUCAGAGACUUCAAUCCCCGAGGGAAUAAUUUUCUAGGCGUGCGCGUGCCCCGCUCGUCUCCAGUUUGUCAGGUUGCUCAGAAGUCGUUGCAUGAGGCAACAACGGUGAAAGAGUACCGUUCCUGUACCUUCCGUUACUGUACCUUCCCAGUUACAUAAGAUUGUCAAGCGAAUUACUCUUUUCACGGAAGGACGGUGAAAAAAAUUGGUAAUUGGCCAGGUCAAUUAGCCACUCACAUUCGAGUCGCCUUUUUUCGCACCUUGAAACCAGCGAAAAGCAAUCUUCUCCCUAACAAACAAACCCCUCUCCUCCGUAGUCGGCCUUUGCUCACGCGCAUUGUCUUUGCCAACACACGACGCGCCCACUCAGCGCCGCGACCCGAAAUAUCCAUAUCAAACUCCAAACACCGACACCGGCACCGGCCGGUCAACGAACUCCGGGUAUUUGCUUUUCGAAGCCUCCGAUCCCUUUGAUUGCCCGUGCCCGUGUCCGGCUCGGCCCCGGUGCAUCCUCGCAUCAUCCCGUCGCGUUCUUCCUCCGGGCCUCCGGCUCAGGGCUUCGUCCCUAUGGAUGGUUCCAUGAUGGCUGGUGGGGCGGCCUCGAUGAGUCCUACGAGUCCUGUCAGCUCCCGUCAUGGUCAUGGCCAUGGGAACAGCAAUGGCACCAAUAAGCGCAAGAGGAGCAGCAUGGUUGGCAUUGAAAGCAGCCCAGGCAGUAAUCUUGACGAUCACGAUGCUGAGCAGGAGAAGAAGCGCCAGCCUGGCGUCAAAAGGGCUUGCAACGAGUGUCGACAGCAAAAGCUCCGAUGCGACGUGGUGCAAGACCCUUUCCAAAGUUGCUCUCGGUGCAAUCGCCUGAAACUAGAGUGCAAAAUUGAAUCAAACUUCAAGAGAGUCGGCAAAAGAUCUAAGCACGCCGAGAUGGAGAAGGAGAUCGAUCGACUGCGUCGCAGUCUUGCUCACGCAAAGUCUCAAGGCUUCACUCCAGAAGCCGAUGAUGAUAUGGACUCUCCCACCGCUGCGAGCAAUCCCACGUACACUCACACUCACACCCGAAAUCCUUCUUUAAUGGGUUCCGACGAAGCUGUCUCGUCCCUACUUCAUCUUAAGCGUGGCGGAAACUACAACAUGCCACGAUAUUCGCACGACCUGGAAAAUGUCAAGCUAACGGAAGAAGAUGUCAACAACCUUUUCCGACAAUUCUGGGCUUUCUAUCAUCAAUUUCUACCUUUCCUCAACCCUUCACAGGCACCUGAUCUCUUCUACCAACAACAUCCCCUCCUGUUCUGGUCCAUUAUCUCUGUCGCUGCCCGACGAUAUAACCCACCAAGCACAAACGAUCUGCUCAGCAAUCUCUCGGGACCUCUGACACGUUUCUUGUGGUCAACGAUAGGAGAAGUCCCGAGCAACUACUACGUGGUCAAGGCCAUGUGCCUGCUGUGCACAUGGCCGCUGCCCACAAGUACGACUUCGUCUGACCCUACGCACAUUUUGUGUGGCGUGAUGAUGAAAACGGCUACUGGAAUAGGUCUGCACCGGCCCAAUAACAUCCAAGACUUUUCUAGGGUGUCAGUUGAGUUGAACAAGGAACAACUCAAUGACCGUGUGACAACAUGGGCUGUUUGCAACAUUGUUGCGCAGUCUGUUGGGACUGGCUACGGCCAGCCAGCGUCAACUCUUUAUGACUGGACUCUGGCCUCACGAGCUGGAGAAGAGAGUGCUUUCCAACUAUCGCGAGAUUUAGAGGCGCGGCUACAGAUUGAGAGAUUCUGUGACAAGGUCUCGAAGGAGAUGUAUAGCAACGCUAGCGAUCCCCGUGGCGUUGCAGGAGAUGAACACCGGGCAAUGCUGAUGCGUGUCUACCGUCGAGAUUACGCAGAGCUGAAUGCUUCCAUCCUUUCACAAGGGCUGGGCCCCAUUGUCUCUUUGCAUCUCCGGGCGGCGGCUCUUCACAUGCGCUUGGCCGGUUUCUUCGAUUCCAGUAAGACCCCAGGUUAUAUGGAUGACCUGAUGGGCUUAUGGCGCGCCACUACCGCUUUUCUCGACGAAAUUCUCGAAGUCGAUCAAGCAACUAGUCCUCGGGACAGCGUUGGCGGGCACUUACUUCUUCACUGUAGUAACUACAUCGGACAGAUGAUGGUUGCAGCUGGCUUUGCCCUUCUCAAGCUCAUGAGAUCGUUCUUCUCGAAGACUAUAGACUUCCAGCGAGGUCGAACGCUCUUCCAUCAGACGAUCCGGGCUAUCCGGGCUACCAGUGUUGUUAACAAUGAUCUUCAGUGGCGUUUGGCUGAACUCAUGGUGCAGAUGUGGAAUGGCGCUCGACUCGAACACAAUCAACAUAACUUCAACAGUAACGACAACUCACCGAUCCAAAUGGACGACAGCCUCCAGCUCAAGGUUCGAUGCCGUCACAGUAUGAGUCUUGUAUUCGAUUCAGUCUGGAGGUGGAGGGAGGACUUCCAGGCAUCGGGGCGAGGUACUAUAGACUGUAGGUGAUCCCCUUUCUCCCUAUGUUUUGGUGAAGGCCCCUGAGUAGAGCAUGUCUUGAUUUGUCUUGUGCAAAUAUUGCAAGAAUGCUAAUACAGACAACAGCUGCCAAACAACCGACAAAUCCAGAUUCGGCUAAUGAGUCUUCAGCAUCAUCAACACACAUGGACAGCACCCUCGUACCAUCUCACACCCUCCCGCCUUCGAGUCUGCUCAGCACCAACAACACUCACAACAGCAACCCCAACUCGAACGGCGCCCUGACACCGGGAGCCACAGGACUCUCAGCUGUUUCGUCAGCCCAUAGUAUGAUGGCUGGUGUCAGUUACGGAGAUGCAGCCAACUACGACUUCUUCGACCCCCAGCACUGGAUGUUGGACGGCCUACUUGACUUUAACUACUCAUAUGUGCCUCCCUUGGAAGGCGCCUAGGAACGUGAUCAACAACAUUGGUACUAUGAGUGAGAGGUGCAUUCGACAUGCAUGGUCUCGAGAGCAAUUUUCCCUUUUUAAACUGGCGUGAGUUUCGGCACUGUAACGGAGCAUCAUAACCCAGCAACAAGGUCUAUUCCUUUUUUCUCCCACUGAAGCGAGUCUGCUUCUCUGCUGACAUCAGGUCUGCGCACGGUUUCGUUUUCCUUUUCUGGUCUUGGGUUUUGUACUCUUUGCAUCGUGAUUAAUCUUGAGACUGUUGAGCCAGGGAGGAUAUACUCAACUGUUGCAUUUCCAAGUCGGGAUGAGCUUCUUGAGGAAUAAAAUGAAAGAUGGAAGUGGUAAAAGACAGUCUACGUGUAAUUAUGCAGUAUGACGACAUGUUCAGAGUUCUAUAAAGACAAGCAAUAAUCAUCAUUCUCGAUGUCUAUGUACUUGAAAGGGAUAGGUGUGUUGUUGCCCAAGCCAUAUAAAGCGAAAAAAAGUAUUGGUUCUAUAAAAGAUCACUAGAAUAUGACCUCGUC
Messenger RNA from Fusarium verticillioides 7600, 3557 nucleotides. RefSeq lists its product as hypothetical. Gene Ontology annotation, cellular component: nucleus. Gene Ontology annotation, biological process: regulation of DNA-templated transcription; DNA-templated transcription. Lineage: Eukaryota; Fungi; Ascomycota; Sordariomycetes; Hypocreales; Nectriaceae. The record is from RefSeq and is a predicted model, not a curated record. The transcript is spliced from 2 exons. Gene Ontology annotation, molecular function: transcription cis-regulatory region binding; DNA-binding transcription factor activity, RNA polymerase II-specific; zinc ion binding. Bases 683 to 2611 code for a protein of 642 amino acids.